UAGUGCAGAACGCUCAGGAAGAAAUUUCAGAACAAUCGCUGUCUGUACUCUGGCGCCCUCCUCCCCUUCAGGCCGCCUAGCGACAACUACUCUUCUCUGUCGGGUGGCCACUGAGUGACUGCAGCUGGAGAGACAAUAACUGUCUGCCACACAGCCUGAACUCGUUUCACCAUGGAUCAGCAUCAGGACUUCAACUCGAGCCUGGACGGCCACGCCGCCGUGCAAUUCAACUCCGGGGAGACCAUGGCCUCGGCUGCCCUGGCCAACAUGACACUGAAAGAACCCCAGAACCAGCAGGAGGUCAAGAAGCCUAACGGGAUGCCAGACGCACACAUGGGACCUGGGGGCAUGGAAGAAGAUUUGCUGGAGCUGUCAUCGGAACUGAAAUCACAGCCUCCAGCACCAGUGUCAGAGGUCUCUGUGUCUAAGAGCGCCCUCUCGGCUACCAGAGGGAUGACCGCUACAGGUCAAGAGGAGCUCACUGCAUCGCUCAGCCCCACGCCAGGAGGUGUCAGUCCUGCCACAGAGAGCGGUCGCAGUAGCAGGUCCGGCUUUGACGACGGCGGGAGCGAAGACGGGGAGCGGGCUGGGUCGGUAAGCCCCCAGGUGUCUCCUUCGGCCCCUGAAGCCCCAAUCGAGAGGGACACUCCAAGGCUCUUCUCCCCAGACUCGCUGGGGUCUGAGAUGAAGAGGAGCUCCUCAGACAAGGUCUCUGUGGGCCACAGCCUGAGCGACUCUGGGUCUGAGGACGAGGAUGAGGAGGACGAAUGUGAGAGCAAGGAGGCUCCUACCUCGGCCUAUGAAGACAGGAUCAGUCCUGGGAAGCCUCAGAGCCCUCUCUUCGUGGAAAAGGAGGGGACGAAAGAGCAGGUGGAUGAAGAAAAAGAGGAGGAUAGCGACGAGGAUGAAGAGGAGGAGAGAACAGAGGUGUCAACGAUCCGCAGGAGGCCACGGCGUGAGGUCAGCUCAGAAGAGGAAGAGCAGCAGAAAGAUGAAGGUUGCGCCCCUGUCAUUCCCGUUGCCAUGACCCCGGAGGAAGCCAAGCAGCGCGUCCUAUCCUUUGACUACACGGAGCCUGAGGGACACCCCCCUGGUCAGGGCAUCCCUGCAGGGUUGCAGAACGGAGCAGACAAGACCCCCCCAGAGAGCAAGAGCCCUGACUCCAACAGGGCCGACCAUGGAUCUCCCUUCUCCCCUAGCACCGCAGCCAACCGGACCAAGGACCAGUCUCCUCUCAUCGAGCACCAGCCAGACGCCCGCGAUGCGGUGGAGCAGGAGACUGAGGAGAAGGUGCAGGAGGAAGAAGAGGUGCAGGAGAAGGUAGCUAGUCCCCUGCCCAUGAUUGCUGUGCCCCAGAUGGAGGUUGAGCCUGUCCAGAAGGAUGAUGUGAAGACCUCAAAGGACACUCAAGGCCAAUACCUGCAGUCGGCAAACGAGGACGUCAUCGCAGCGGUGACGGCAGCUCAGUCGGUGACCAAAGCCAAACCUGCAGAAGUCAAACCUGCAGAAACUAAGCCUGGCAAGCCUGCUAGUGGCCCCAAAGGUGAUGCCAAAGGAGGUGCUCCUACAGCAGCCAAAGGCCCGGUCAGGAAAGUGCCCGCUAACGCUGUUGCCCCUCCCCCCAAGACCACCGCCGCUAAAACUCUGAAAGCACCCCCAAAAGAUGCCGCCCCACCUGGCAGAAAAGCAAAUGCUCCAGGUGCCCAGCUGAAAGCCAAGGCCGGUGCCGGGGCUGGGAAAGAAGCAGCUGAGAAAAAGACACCCAACGCCACCACACCUGUCAAAGUAUCCACCCCCAAACGACCCUCCUCGGUCCAAACCACCCCCAACAAAAAGCCUUGGUCCUCUUCCUCUGCCCCAGCCUGCAACACUAGCAGGCCCAGCUCAAUAUUUAAACCCAGUCCAGGCAGUGCAAGAGCCAGAGAACCCAGGCCAAGGGCUGGAGAUGGGAAGACCGCCAGCACCAGGACACCAGGUGCCAAACCCCAGGGUGCUGGGACCAGGAUGCAGACCAAGACCACUGCUGGAGUUGAUUCCCCCAAGACGCCCCAAGACCGUAGUGGCUACAGCAGCCCCAGCACACCCAAGUCCCCCGCCAGCCGGGAGGUGAAGAAGGUGGCGGUGGUGCGGACCCCUCCUAAAUCCCCUGGGUCCAUGAGGGGGCGCAGUCCGGUGCCCCUGGCCGCCCCCAUGCCCGACCUGAAGAACGUCCGGUCAAAGAUUGGCUCCACGGAGAACAUCAAGCACUCGCCUGGUGGAGGACGGGUGCAAAUAGUUGAGAAGAAGAUGGAUUUAAGUAACGUUCAGUCAAAGUGUGGCUCCAAAGCCAAUCUCAAGUAUACCCCAGGAGGUGGUAAUGUGCAAAUUUUACAUAAGAAGAUCGACUUGUCUAGUGUUCAGUCUAGGUGUGGCUCCAAAGACAAUCUCAAGCAUGUCCCCCGAGGUGGUAACGUUCAAAUUACUCACAAAAAGAUUGACCUCAGCAACGUACAGUCAAAGUGUGGAUCGAAGGCCAACAUUCACCACAAACCAGGUGGAGGCAAUGUGGAGAUCAAAUCGGAGAAGUUGGACUUCAAGGUUCAGUCUAAGAUUGGGUCCAUGGACAACGUUGGUCAUGUGGCUGGAGGUGGCGGGAGGAAGAGAGAGAAGGGGAAGGAAGCCAAGGGGGUUUCUGGAGAAGGAGACACCUCCCUAAAUAGGGAAGCUCCUAUCCCCAGCCCUACUGGCCCCUCCACUGAUCCCCCUCAGUCGCCCCGUUCUGAACACAGCCCAAUCGAGGGGGCGUCCUGGUAAAGCUAGAAGUCUCCAAUUGAAAGCCACAAACUGAGUUUCCGUGAGACGGCGAAAGCCCGCACCGACCACGGAGCGGAGAUUGUCCCCGUGGAGAUCAUCGCAGGCGGCUCACCCGCCCGUCUUCUCAGCAACGUGUCGUCCCCUGGCAGCCAGAACAUGACAGAGACGCCGCCGCUAUCCAUGCUUGCCGACCAGGUCUCCGCCUCCCUCGCCAAGCAAGGCCUGUGAUUCGACCACGUCCCUCCCUGAAAAAAGCAUUGUAGGUUACCAAGGGAACCAACCACGUGAUAAAAAAAGAGAAACGAAGAGAAAAAGAAGCACCUCACUCACUCUCCCUUCCUCCUUGAAAUUCAAAGUCGCUCGCAGGAUUUUCCGACCGGGGAUAUCAGUCAGGGCAAAGUGGUCCGUUAAUGGACAGCCGUUUAUGGUCUUGAUAGUUAGAUAGACACAGGUAAUGAAAACAUAUACGUGAAAGAAACGCAGCAUUAUUCUAUACCCAUAAAAACACAGACAGGCCUUGUUAUAAAGACAUUUACCAUACUUUCCAUUUACAGUGCAAUUAAUUUGGCUGCUCAAUUUGAACGCAACUGCUCCGCAUGAAAAUAUUGCACAUUUCUUUGCUUAUUGCCAUGCAGUGGAUGUUUGAAUUUUCCCAUUUUAAGCCUUAAAAUGUGAAGUAGCCAAAGCCUCAAAUCUUUUCUCCACUAGAAAAGAUCAGCUAAAUUAAAGUGACACUGUACUAUACCAUUCAAAUGAUACUAAGUGCCAAAUAGACUGUUGCCCUUUCGUGCUUAAAAAACUCCGAUAUUCCCCAGUUGAGAAAUCCGCAAAGAUUUAUUUACGGUAUAAUGAAAUUCGAACGUUGUCGUAAACAGUUGCUGUGAUGUAAUUAAUAGCGUGUAAGUAAGGCAAAUUGACUCUGCCUUUGAGAUGAUUAAAAUAGACAUUGUUUGUGAAAUUAUCAAAUAAAACAUUUUCAUGAGAAGGACAAUUACAAGUCUAUUAACCAGAAUAUUUAACUUAAGAGUUAAAGCCCAUGGCCUGUUCAAAACAUUUCAAGGAGGAUCCCAUUGCUGAGCAAUUAAAAUCAAUUAAGUAAACAAUUAAUUAUGGAGUAAUGGAGCCACAUUGUGCAUAUGUCAAUCAAUUGGAUAAGAUUGCUCAUUUGAAGUUGAGAGGGGUUUUUGUGUGUAUGGUAUAGUCUACCUGCAGAUAUUCUGGUGGUAUAUCACCAAUCCUCACCAAGUUUCUUCUCAGCAGUGAGUCUGGAUCUGAGUACCUCCCCGUUGAUUUCUAGAACGGAUAUCCAUUCUAGGCCAUCUGAUUGGUCCAGAGCCAGAACACACGUGGGUAUAGGGGCGUUAUGAAAUUUCAUCAUUGGCUUUGAUACUCGAUUGGUUAGAGAUUAUCCAAUCGCUGAUUACUUUGUUUUGUACAACACCCCUUAUUUUGAAGUCAACAACAAACGACUUGAAUGAUGGCUGUCUCAGACUGCAGUAUGUAGGAAUGAUUGCGCAGCGGAAUAAUUCAGUUUGAGUGGUCAGGCAAUAGAAAUGCCACUGCAUACCCAACACACAUGCCUAGAAAAGUCUCAAUUUUACCCGCAUGAAAUUCAAAGCCUGAUAUAGGAUGUGCUCCAAAUCUCUACCCUACUCCCGAAGUGUGCACUUGCACACUUUCUUUGUCAAUGAUGAUCAAAUGUCCACCCCCUACCUACCCACAGCGCACUACUUACGACGCGAAUUUUAACUAAAGUAAAUAUUUCUUCGCAACGAUAGAGCACUCUUUUUUUUACGCUGUAGAUCUAACCUUAUGUUGCGCACUUUCUUUCCUACUUAGUAGCCCUAUUCUGUGGAUGUAAGACAUAUUCAACUGCUAUUUACGAAUGCUUGUAGAUGUACCUGCUGACACCCUGCUAUUAUUUUUUUAUACUCCCGACCCUCACGAUGCAUUCUUGUUUUUGAAGGUAGUUUUUACACACUGAAGUUCUCAAGUUGACCACCACUACAUGUGUGUGAAUGAUAAUUGUCUGGCUUUCCUCCUCAUUCCUCAUGGUCAACAUGAACAUUAUGUAAUGUGCUGAAAAUAUAUGAAAAGGGGGUUAAGCGGAUAUUAAUUGUUACGAUUGAAGAAAUCUAUUCAAGGUAAGACAUGUAAGCAUAUUAACUACCGAAAGCCCCCAAAAUACUCAAAUCAAAUGCUAUGUCACAUGCUUCAUAAACAGGUGUAGACUAACAGUGAAAUGCUUACUUAUGAGCCCUUCCCAACCAGGCAGAGAAAAAUUAAGAAUAAAAACACAAUGAUUAACGGUACCAGUACAGAGUCGACGUGCAGGGGUACAUAUAGGUAGGCAUCCUAAGACUGAUAUUCACGUUAGACCGUUUGAGAAAAGGUACCAUAAAACAACCCUAUGCAACUUGGGGUGGUGAAUGAUGUCCCGCAAAAGUGUACGGCUGUUUUUUCCAAAUUAGUAUUUUAUUUCGAAGCUGAAAAUUGAAAUGUCAUGUCACUCUUCUAGUUUUUCCCAUGUAACCACAUACAGUAAAUUCAUCUGAGGGAGUGGUUUACUAUUCCCGAAAGGACAGCAUAACCGCAUUGUAUUCAUUAAACCUUUUCUUAACUGACAUUUUAAGCAAACUGUUAAUUGUAUUGUAAUUAAAUCUGUUGCGACAAGAGGGGAAGAAAGUUGGUGCAAAUGAUGUUUAGGACUUAAUGUCAUUAAUUUAAGGGAAGGAAAAGGGUAAUUUGGGGCUUUUCAGUGUGGUAAAUAUCUUUUCCCUUUUGCCUCAAAGGGAACAAUGAUACAAGUUAACUAGCUUCUCCAGCCAACCCAUGUCCCGUUUUGUUUAUCCUUCUCUGCAGAGUUUUUAUUUUGACAGUCGUGAUUGUCCUUGUGAUGUGCAUUUUAUUAAUAUUUGGUUUACACUGAUACUUGUUGCUGUAAACGUGGAUUAGGAAAUAAAGUCAGUAUUGGAACAGCAA
Messenger RNA from Oncorhynchus kisutch (coho salmon), 5775 nucleotides. RefSeq names its product microtubule-associated protein tau b (gene maptb). The transcript has 15 exons. The record is from RefSeq and is a predicted model, not a curated record. Gene Ontology annotation, biological process: microtubule cytoskeleton organization; neuron projection development. NCBI's taxonomy places the organism in Eukaryota, Metazoa, Chordata, Actinopteri, Salmoniformes, Salmonidae. Gene Ontology annotation, cellular component: neuron projection. Gene Ontology annotation, molecular function: microtubule binding. Bases 172 to 2793 code for a protein of 873 amino acids.